AUGGAAAGGUUGUCUCAUGACCUAAACCUGGCGCUCGAAGAGAGUAAUUGCUGCCGGCAAGAGCGGCGGAAGCUGGGAUUACGACGACGCACCAGGUCCGCCGGGAAUUUACCGGCUGCUGUAACUGUGAGCCUCGUUGAAGAUGGCAGCUCAAGCAGUCCACCUCAAGCACCCCUUAUUACUCAACCGCUAUCAGACUCUGAUGAUCCCCAUCUUAAUAUACACAAGUCCGCUAAUCUCAAGUCGAGACAAUAUUGCCAAAUAGGCAAUUUUGAGUCUGACUCAUUCAAUGAAAAUUUCUCCCCCACUCGGCCAGCAAAUGCUAGAAGGAAAAGGAAAUAUAAGAAGGUGCCUGGGGAAUAUGCGGACGGAAAGAGAUCUCCACCAAUUGAAAUAUUAAGUGUGACAACUGAGCCCAAUGUUUCACCCACUGCAAUAAUUUUACAAACCCCAGGUUUAUCUUCCUUAUUACAUGUUAGCAAGCAUAAACAAGAAAGGAAUGCAUUCUGUGGCAAAAGAAAAUGGUCACACAGGGAUAAAGGUGAUGCUUGUGAGAUGAGAGAGAGGUCAUUCAGUGGGGGCUGCUCAUCCAAAUCAGCUUUCUUCAAAAACGACAUCAAAUCCAAAAAGCAUGACAUAGACAAGAAGAGAAGAGAAUCGCUCGUGCAGCCAGGUAAAAUUGUUCUUAAAUCACAGAAUGCCGAGGACACAAAUAGUUCUUCCUUCACAAAUGCACUUUCCUUGCCAGGCAGUUCAAGUUUUAACUUUGUCUACAAAAAUGCAUCGAAGAAUGGCACACCGAUAUUGUCCAAAAUGACCGGUUAUCGGAUAGCAACAGAUCUACCGCCCUUCUUUAGUCCAACAGGCAAAGGUGGUUUAGAUGGAAAGUAUUACAGGAAGAUCAAAAUGCUGAAUAAGACUCACCCGUCUAAUUCGCUGAGAAACCCUUUGCUAUUUGAUGACUCCAACAGUGGGAUGGAUUGCGCUGGUAAUGAGAGUAGUUCACUUAGUAGCAGUGAAUCCGAUGGUGUGAUUACAAAUGACAGUGACAGGGAAGGUGAUGACGAAUUAACAGACUGGCCCGGAAUCGAAGAGCUGAAAGUGUUUAACAAAAGCCUGACGUUCAAAUCGUCUAAAGUAAACAAUAACUUCACAAAAUCUGUCAGUAACAUGCCUCCACCAAAGAGGUUGAAGACAGACAACAUAAAUGUUAAAGGCUGUAGCAAUUCUAAAAAUAGAUUCAAAAAGAAGAGAGCCAAAGUCGACUCUGGCAAUGAUGAAGAUACAAUGAUGUCUGAUUCGAAAACUAUUGUCGAUUUGGACGAUGAAUUAAUAUUGAAAGAGAAUAGGGAUAUUCUGCAGCCGAAUUCGUCUUUCUCGAGUUUCAGCGAUAUCAAGAACGCUGGUGUCUCUGGUAAGAACGCCGAUGAGACGUUUUUUCAUUCGUUCCAGAUGUUUAAAGAGAAAUCGAAGCAGAACGAGGAAGCUUUCAACCGAACGCCUCGCACGAAUUUCACUCUACAGAAAACUUCGUCGAGCGACUUGAAUGUUAGCGAGAAGUCGCCACAAAGCGAUCACUAUUACAGCGAACAUUCUAUGGGCAAUGUACCGGUGAACGAAGUUAGAGAAAUAAGGGCUGGGUGCCGUCGAAUAAGAGAGGAACGUCCAGGUUUCCUUAUUUUGAGCGCUGCAAAUGAACAACUGUCUAAAUUCCUUCAGGACUCCUGCCAAACAGAGCUGAAGCUGUCAAGUUUCCAUGAUACCGAGGAAAAGGAGAAACUGGAGUCGCUGGCCAAGUUGUACUCCUUGGAGUUGCAAGUUGAGAUGGGUCGACCCAUAUUGAGGAAGACUAGCAACACAAUGCAAGCGAUACGAGUCGAGCAUUCGUACCAUAAUUUUCCAUCGGAUCACAAGCGCAGAUGUUACGGAGACGAUCCGGAUUCCAGUUUGAGCCUUAGCGACCAGAACUCCGUUAAUUCUAUCAACGAUUUAGAAGUACAAGUUGAGGCUCAAGAGGACCAGAAGGUGGAUACCACGAACAAAUUAGCUGAGACUUUCUCGCGAACGCUUGUCGAUAACUCCCUACUCGACCCUGGUGACAUUGAUUAA
Parnassius mnemosyne (clouded apollo) is the source of this 2109-nucleotide messenger RNA. The record is from the annotation of a GenBank genome assembly. NCBI's taxonomy places the organism in Eukaryota, Metazoa, Arthropoda, Insecta, Lepidoptera, Papilionidae.